AUACUAGUGGCCUACUUAUAUUACGUCAAAUUUCCAUGAAAGUCUUCUUUGGCUACAAAAGUAUGACCAAACAAUAUUCGUUUCACAUUCAGUCUCAGUUCACUACUCACGAAACCAACGAGAUCGAGGUAUCUAGAUAAGCAGCUCCUUCAUCUAACCCUAAAUCUCUCUCUCUCUCUCUCUCUAGACUCCCUUCUUGACCAUUUGAAUAAACACAAAAGUGGAUCAUAGAAGGAAUGGGAAGAGGCCUAUUGCAUCCGAUGAAUCAUCGGAGAAGAUCAAAGAGGAAAAAGAAGAAGAAGAAGAAGGAGGAGGAGGAGGAGGAGAAGAAGAAUACAUGAUGAACUUCCCUGCUUACUCGGCUCGAUCCGAACAAGAUACCGCGGCCAUGGUCUCAGCUCUCUCUCAAAUUAUUGGAAACAGUACUACUAGUACUACUGAUCAUGAUAAAACCCUAGUACUUGCUCAUGACUUUCAUGCCAACUCGUCAUCAGCCUUCUCCCAAAACCAAUCGAAUUACCAAUCUCGUCAACAAAAUCAAGAUCAAGGUAAUAUUAAGAGGAGACACUAUAGGGGAGUGAGGCAAAGGCCAUGGGGCAAAUGGGCAGCCGAAAUCCGCGACCCGAAAAAGGCUGCCCGGGUCUGGUUGGGGACUUUCGACACGGCUGAAGGUGCAGCACUUGCCUAUGAUGAAGCUGCUCUUAGAUUCAGAGGAAACAAAGCCAAGCUUAAUUUCCCCGAAAGAGUCCAAGGGAAAACCACCGAAUUUUUCGGUUACCAAAAUUCACUCGCUCCUGCUCCUGCUCCUCCUCCUCCCCUUUUAUCUCCCGAUCAAACGAAUUACACUAAUGUUCUUCAAUAUGCACAACUUCUUCAAGGUGGGGGUAGACACAUUAAUGUAAACGAUGGAAUUUCGGGUAAUUCGGGCAAUUAUCCUGGAGGAACAUUUGUUUCUCAAACUGUAACAUCAUCUGAUCAGCGACAAGAAGGAGAGAUCAUGAGAUAUUCGUCUGAUCAGAUUGGAAAUUCCUAUUCAAGUUCUGAUUCUAAUAGGAAUUGGGAAGACUUUGAUAUCAAGAAGGAGUACUAGCUAAGAUAGAUGCAUGGAAGCUGGUGAUAUAUAGAAUGUAAGUUGUUAUUUUGCAUUGCACUGUUUUCAAAUUAUAUAAAUUUGUUAUAUAUAUAUAUAUCCAGAUGCAUGUUUUCAAGAAGUUUAAGUUUGAUGAAAUUCAACUGAGGGAGAGAAUGUAAUCAGCUUGCGAUUUCCGUAUUAAUUAAUACCUUUAUAUUGGUUUUCUGUCAGUA
Rhododendron vialii is the source of this 1305-nucleotide messenger RNA. RefSeq names its product ethylene-responsive transcription factor ERF114. The record is from RefSeq and is a predicted model, not a curated record. Gene Ontology annotation, biological process: regulation of DNA-templated transcription; ethylene-activated signaling pathway. Bases 338 to 1090 code for a protein of 250 amino acids. Gene Ontology annotation, molecular function: DNA binding; DNA-binding transcription factor activity. The transcript is spliced from 2 exons. Lineage: Eukaryota; Viridiplantae; Streptophyta; Magnoliopsida; Ericales; Ericaceae.